Messenger RNA from Auanema sp. JU1783, 2385 nucleotides. Lineage: Eukaryota; Metazoa; Nematoda; Chromadorea; Rhabditida; Rhabditidae. The record is from the annotation of a GenBank genome assembly.
AUGGACGAUCCUUAUGCUGGUUUCGACGAGGUGGAUGACUUUGGUUCUAUGAAUGGUUUCCAAAGUCAUUCAUUCCAACAAGCUGUAGCUCGAUCAAGUCAUGGGAGACGACCGAUUAGCACAACUGGUGUGGCGCCUGUAUCUAUGACCCUGCCAUCGUCCUCGGCCGGGAGAAGCAGUUAUGGCCGUAUCGGGACGGCGUCUGUUAUAAAAAACGAACCGGCACGACCAAUGACAGCCGUUAGAGCUGCUGGAUACACUUCUUUUGCCAACAAAAUACAGGCUAAUGAACUUGCUACUUCAUCAGAGGUUAAGACUCCAGAGAAUUCAGAGGAUAAGUAUGUCGAGAUGGAGCUGAAAGUCAUAGAUGUUUUGAAAGAGAGUGUUUUACUUGCAGACAAAAAAAUGUUUAAGCCAGCAUUAGAGAAAGCGAAAGAAGCUGGUAGAAAGGAAAGAGCUGUUGUGAAAUUUCGAGAACAACAAAAAAUGGUUGAAACAAUGAAUUUGGAUUUAACUUUCGUUGUCUUAUUCAAUUUGGCUCAGCAGUACUUGAAUAACGACAUGGCUAACGAGGCUUUGAACACUUACCAAUUAAUUGUUAAGAACAAGAUGUUUCCGAAUUCUGGGCGGCUAAAAGUCAAUAUUGCCAAUAUUCAUUUCAAAAAGAAGGAGUACAACAAAGCUUUGAAGUAUUACCGUAUGGCUUUAGAUCAGAUACCUAGUAUACAGAAAGAAACUAAGAUCAAAAUACUGAACAAUAUUGGGGUUUGUUUUAUUCGUAUUGGAAAAUACGAUGAUGCCCUAUCAACAUUCGAGCAUUGUGUAGAAGAACGUGCAGAUUUUUCAACUGGCUUGAACUUAGCAUACUGUAUUGAUGAUGCUGAUAAGAUGAAAGAUGCUUUCCAGAGAAUGUUAGAUAUUCCAAUAUCUGGUGAUGAUGAAUUGAAGAGUCAAGAGAAAGAAGAUGUACUUUUAAAUCAAGUAUUGAAUAACGAUAGCCUGAGACACUGGGAGCGAUCUAAAAGACAUUAUGCUGAGAGGGCUAUAUUAACUGCUGCUAAAAUUAUCAGUCCAGCGAUUGCAAAUGAAUUCGCUAUUGGGUACGAUUGGUGUGUUGAAGCAAUCAAACAAUCUGUGCACUCUCCGCUAGCGACAGAAUUGGAAAUGGGAAAAGCGGGAGAUUUAUUGAAAAGAGGUGAUCUGGAAGGAGCUAUUGAGGUACUGAAAGCAUUUCAUUCGCAAGAUUCAAAAAUCGCUAUCGCUGCAGCGAACAACCUGGCUAUGCUACAUCUUUUAAAAGGUAAUGAAAAACUGAAAGAAGCCGAAGAAUACUCUGAACAAGCAUUACAGCUUGACCACUAUAGUGCAAACGCUUUAGUUAAUGCAGGCAAUAUCGCGUAUUUCCACGGUGAUCCGAAUAAGGCUCUGCAUAACUAUAGAGAAGCACUGUCUAAUGAAGCGUCUUGCGUCCAAGCUCUCUACAACAUGGGAUUGAUUCACCAUGAGCUGGGGAAUCUAGAACAAGCCCUGGAUUGCUUCUAUAAACUUCAUAAUAUCCUGUUAAAUAACGUUCAAGUUUUCUGUCAGCUUGCGUCUAUAUACGAGUCUCUCGAAGAUACUGCCCAAGCCAUAGAGCUUUACAGUCAAGCGAACAGCUUGGCUCCAACUGAUCCUGCUAUUCUAUCUAAGCUGGCUUCAAUCUAUGAUGCUGAAGGAGACAAGUCUCAAGCAUUUCAAUGUAAUUAUGAUAGUUAUCGCUACUUCCCGUCAAACAUAAAAAUAAUUGAAUGGCUUGGAGCAUAUUACAUAGAAACGCAGUUCUCGGAGAAAGCUCUUUUGUAUUUUGAGAAAGCCUCAAUUAUGCAACCCAAUGAGAUAAAAUGGCAGUUAAUGAUGGCCUCAUCACAGCGCCGGGCCGGUAACUACCAGAAAGCUCUGGAUUUAUACAAGAAUAUAAACAGAAAGUUUCCAGAAAACAUUGAAUGUCUAAAAUUUCUGGUACGUCUCUGUACGGAUUUGGGUAUGCCAGACGCUGCUGAUUUCGGAGAAAAACUCAAAAAGGUUGAACGCGUCAAUGCUCUUAGAAUCCAACGUGAAUCCGAUAGUAGUCAUGGAAAACGUCAUAGCGCUAAUUCAGCCCAAAGUCUACCUAUACCCCAAAACGAAUAUCGCCCGAACUCAUUGCAAAACAGGAACGCAAGUGCACAGCAAGAGAUAGUGUCAGCUGAUACGACUUUUAGUAUCAAUCAGAAAGACAUGAAAUCCAAUGAUUUUUCCUACAAGGAUCUUUUUGGCCCAGCACCUUCUAGACCUAAGACAGGCUCAGUGAAAAAGCAAAGAGAAGACUCAUUUGAAGACUUUGACGACUCUCUUCUACCAGAAUGA